GAAAGGAUAAUAUGGUUACUAAGCAUAUCAUAAUUUCGGCAGUCUUUGCCUUCUUUACUAUAAGUGCCCAACGAAUAAGAUUGGAUAGACAUAACUUACCAAUGCACGAAAUAGGACGUGAAGCUAACGUCCGAGCAGCGAAAAGUAACUUUGAAUCAUUCAGAUUGCCAAAUACGUCAGUGCCAAUUCAUUACGAUCUAUUUCUGGAUACAAAUGUUAAUCUAAAUGACCCCACAUUCAUCGGCAACGUACAAAUUCAGUUAACUAUACUAGAAAAUACAAGCCAAAUAGUGCUACAUAGCUCUCACAACUCAAUCAAUAAUGUUCAACUGUUCAACUCAAAUCAAUUACAACUUGCAUUGGUGAACACUGAACCGGUUAUUGAAAGAGAGUUUCUUGUUAUCAAUUCGAAGACAACGCUAGCCGCGGGAUCAAACUAUCGACUAGUGAUAGAUUUUUCAGGCAAAUUGCGAGAUGAUUUGCUUGGUUUCUACCGUUCAUCAUACGUUGAUAGUGCUGGCUCAAGGCAGUACAUUGCCGUUACUCAGUUCGAACCAAGUUACGCACGAAGUGCCUUUCCAUGCUAUGAUGAACCAGGCUACAGGUCUACAUUUUCCAUUAGUAUCAGCUGUGGAACGAACUACAAAGCAACAUCCAAUAUGCCUAUCGUGGGAAUAACGAUCCAGCCAAACCAAAAGAAACUAACUCGUUUCCAUAUGACACCGCGGAUGCCAACCUAUCUGGUAGCUUUUAUGAUAACCGACUUCGUCAAUAAGAGGGUUGUCCUGAAAGAACCAACGAAGCUUACGAUGGAGAUAUUAGCGCGAUCGACUGCAUCCAGUCAACUAGAACUAGGCCUACAAAAAGGUGUAGACGCCAUACGAGCAAUAGAGCGAUACUGCAAUCAAACUUAUGGCUUGCCGAAGUUAGAUCAAGUGGCCGUACCAGAUUUUUUCUUCGGUGCCAUGGAAAACUGGGGUUUAGUUAAGUAUGCCGAACAGUACCUAUUAUUCGACGAAGAAACCUCAAGCAAUCAGGACAAAGAAAAUGUCAUCAUUACCAUCGUUCAUGAGUUGGUGCAUCAGUUUUUCGGGAACCUUGUAACUCCCAAAUGGUGGACUGAUAUCUUCCUUAGCGAAGGAUUUGCUACCUUGUAUGAGUAUUACAUUGGUGCUGAUGUUGAAUCCAGUAUUCGCUUCAAGGAAUUAUUUGUCGUCGAAGCACUACAGACGGCAUUUUAUGUUGAUAGCUUGGGGUCCAGCAGACCUUUGUCGUACUUCGUAGAGACCAAUGCAAUAUCUUUGUUCGAUAUAAUUGCAUAUCAGAAAGGUGGAAGCAUUUUCCGCAUGAUGAAUCACGCGUUGGGGGAGCAAACUUUCCAAAAAGGUAUUAGGCGAUAUCUGGAAAUGAAUCAAAAUAGCGCUGUAGAUGUGUAUGAUUUAUUCGAAAGUCUCCAAUCUGUUGCAAAAGACGUGAUACCACCUACAACGACGGUUGAAGCAAUCAUGAGCCCUUGGAUUUUUCAAUCUGGGUAUCCUGUAGUAUCAGUUCAACGUGUUGCAGACAGUGAUGCACUUAUUUUUAAACAAGAACAUUUCGCUAGAGAUCCAACGGCCCUGCGUACAUGGUGGAUUCCAGUCAGUUAUCGCUUGAGUAGCCAAGGUGAUAGAGAUGACACAGAAACAGUUUUUUGGAUGCCACAAGGUGUUUCCCAACUUUCUAUUGAAUUAUACACUCCCCCCGAAUCAUACCUUCUGGUUAACCCACAUCAGACCGGUUUUUACCGGGUAAACUAUGACACUGAGCUAUGGCAAAGGUUGAUCAAACAAUUAAAUGUUGAUCACACCGUGAUUCCCCCAGUUUCCAGAGCACAACUCAUCGAUGAUUCGAUCAAACUUGUUCAGGCUGGAAAGCUGGAUACUGCAACAAGUUUCGAACUUAUCAAAUAUCUUCAGCACGAGACGGAUUAUAUACCUUGGUACACCGCUUUUGCUUCUGACAACAUACAGUACAUAAACAAUGGGCUGGUAGUUGACCAACAGGCAUACAGAGCACUGCAGAAAUUUCUUAGCUCAUUGACAAACAAUCUACUUCAACGGGUUGGCUUUGCCGAAGUAUCAAACGAGCCCCACGAACAUCAGCGACUGAGAGCUAUGGCUAUUGAGUGGAAUUGUCGUAUGGGGGCCGCUAUUUGUCGUGCUGCUGCACAUCAGCUAAUGACAGCUGAACUCGAAGGAAUCCAACGUCUUCCCUCAUAUAUAAGACACAGUAUCUAUUGCGGAGGACUUAUGGAUGCUACCGUUGAGGAAUUUGUUGCCGUAUUUCGUACCUUCCAGGCUGCGAGCGAUCUAACUGAAAGAUCAAUGUACAUCUCUGCGCUUGGUUGCAAUGAGAAUAGCGAUUUUUUGUUCGAUUAUUUGACAGUAACGUUGGAUGGUGGACAAGACAUCAGACUACGAACCGGAGAAUGGUUGAAAAUCUUUAAAUCGGUAUACUCUAGGAACACCGUUGGAUACCAAACUUUUUUGCGCUGGCUGCAGUCAUAUGCAGAAAAUAUUCUGCAAAGAUUUGGAAAUAACCAAGAGUUUUUACUGAUCUUGGCUGACAUAUCAUCGAGGGAAGAUGAGCUAAACCAAUUCAAUGAGCUCAUCGAUCUCCUACAAAAUUUCAACCCCUGGCAUAGUCAACAACUUAUACUUGACCGAAUUGGUUCGAUAGCAGUAGAUUACCAGUCAUGCCGUGAUUACUUACCAGAUAAUAGCCACCUUCCAACUAGAUAAGAUAUUUUCAAACCAUGUAAUAAAUUCAAUUUAUGAACCUAUAAAAUGAACACA
Messenger RNA from Topomyia yanbarensis, 2834 nucleotides. Its product is annotated as aminopeptidase N-like. The transcript is spliced from 6 exons. The record is from RefSeq and is a predicted model, not a curated record. NCBI's taxonomy places the organism in Eukaryota, Metazoa, Arthropoda, Insecta, Diptera, Culicidae. Gene Ontology annotation, cellular component: cytoplasm. The coding region runs from base 12 to 2780 and encodes 922 amino acids. Gene Ontology annotation, molecular function: peptide binding; metalloaminopeptidase activity; zinc ion binding. Gene Ontology annotation, biological process: proteolysis; peptide catabolic process.